This is a messenger RNA of Pangasianodon hypophthalmus (striped catfish), 4242 nucleotides long. RefSeq names its product neuropeptide Y receptor Y1 (gene npy1r). Gene Ontology annotation, molecular function: neuropeptide Y receptor activity; neuropeptide binding. Bases 360 to 1493 code for a protein of 377 amino acids. Lineage: Eukaryota; Metazoa; Chordata; Actinopteri; Siluriformes; Pangasiidae. Gene Ontology annotation, cellular component: neuron projection; plasma membrane. The transcript has 4 exons. Gene Ontology annotation, biological process: G protein-coupled receptor signaling pathway. The record is from RefSeq and is a predicted model, not a curated record.
GAGAUAGGACAUUCUGAGCACUGGAGAGCCUUUGAGGAGGAUGCUUGAGCGUGAUGCCUCGGUGACCGCGCGCGCGCGCGCGCUUGUGUGUGUGUGUGUGUGUGUGUGUGUGUGUCACUCUGACCGUGUGUGUGCGUGUGUGUGUGUGUGUGUGUGUGGCUUGACUUCGCCUAGUGUGUUACAGAAAGUGUUGCCACCAGUGUGCAAGCUCUCAGACUGCAGCGGCUGCAUGAAAGCACAGACCCAGUAAAUGAAUUAGAAUCAUGCCUACUGCUACAUCUCAAAAGUUCAAAGCCAUGAUCUUGACAAAGACCUUCGACUAAAGCAGUCCUCCAGUUAAAGUGAAAAAAGAAGACACAAUGCCUUACCCUGACCUUCUCCCUCCUGUCCCACCUCUUGCCAUCCUAAACUGCUCCUCCCCCAACUGUACCCUUGCCAACUUUUCGGCAUUUCAUGGUGACGAGUGCCAUGCUGACAAGCCCUUAUUUGUGACCCUUGCUGUGGCCUACAGUGCUGUAUUCUUGCUGGGAGUGACUGGUAAUUUGGCACUGAUUGUUUUGAUCUGGCGCCAACGUGAACUCUCCAACGCCACUAGUGUGCUUAUUGCCAACCUGUCAGCCUCAGACUUGCUGAUGGCAUUUGUCUGCCUGCCAUUCACUUUUGCCUACACAUUUAUGGACCAUUGGGUAUUUGGCAGUGCCAUGUGCAAGAUCAACAGCCUAGUGCAGUGCGCCUCUGUCUCUGUCUCCAUCUUUUCCCUUGUGCUGAUUGCCAUCGAGCGCCACCAGCUGAUCGUGCGACCACGUGGCUGGAGACCCAGUGCAUUCCAGGCUUCCCUGGGUGUUGGGAUCAGCUGGGGUCUGGCCCUACUCACCGCCAUGCCUUUUCUACUCUUCUCCAUUACCACUGAUGCACCCCUGCAGCAUCUGCCCGCCAUUAUGCGCGAGGACUACCGAGGCAAGGUGGUAUGUAUGGAGCAGUGGCCCUCACGCCAAUUCAAGCUUGCCUACACAACCACCAUGUUCCUGCUGCAGUAUGUCGCACCCCUCGCCUUCAUCUUCAUUUGCUACUUGAAGAUCUACGUCCGUCUGAGGCGGCGGAAGAGUGUGAUGGAGCGAAUGCGUGAGAACAAGUACCGCAGCUACGAGACAAAGCGCAUCAACGUCAUGCUGUUCUCCAUCGUGGUGGCCUUCGCUAUCUGCUGGCUGCCGCUCAACAUCUUCAACGCUGUCGUCGACUGGAACCACGAAGUGGCCAUGAACUGCACCCACAAUCCCCUGUUCUUGCUGUGCUAUCUGACUGCCAUGUGCUCCAUCUGCAUCAACCCCGUCUUCUACGGCCUCCUGAACCGCAACUUCCAGCGCGAUCUGCAGUCCUUCCGGCUCUGCAAGAGGCUUUCUACGAAAGAGGAAGAAUAUGACCCCGUCGCCAUGUCCACCAUCCACAGCGACCUAUCCAAGACAUCUCUGAAACUUAGCAGCGCAGAUAUCUAGGAGAAGCACUCGAGAUGCGGCCCUUUGGGCACUACAGAGCUUACGUCAUUUGGGUGCUGCCACAACGAGGCAAGAAACUACAAGGUGAAUGUGGUUGUGUCUGAAGAUGAUCACACCCAAGGCAAGAUUUGCGAAAAGCGGUGCUUGCUGAAAUGCUCAUACUAUGUAAGAUGGACACCAUGAAAGAGCACAAAGGUUCACUGGGACAGCUUAGGACCUUAAAUAAAAAGUUAAAGCCUUCCUGUGCUUUCCAUCUCUGAAAACAAAUGGAAAAAUUCAAGAUAAAGGACUCCCCUAGGAGACUGAAUUUAUGGUGGUGGACCUCCUACAGGAAAAUGUUGGUUUGAAUGUCAGUCCUCUAGAGAUGCUCCAAAUAUAGGAGUAUAGAAAGAUUUUACUGAACAAGAUCUGGUUGAGUUAAAAAAAAAAAUAAAAACAGGAAUAUAUUUAUGGCAGAAUAGUCUUUAGUUUAUAUGGAAUUUUAUAUUUCAGUUCUGUAUUUUUAAUAUCAAUAUUGGUUUUAUUGUAACCAAGUCAUCAGAACACAGUUACCGUAUAGAGCAGUACUUGUUAUGCACUCAUGAAUGUUACUGGUUUAUAUUUAUUGAUUCUUAUAACCAAUUUAGAAUCAAAAAUGUUAGAUUUAGAAAGACAGAUGAUUGUUAAAAAAAAAAAAAAAAACAGUUGUACUUUGUAUUUGUCUAUUGUGACCAGCUAUGAAUGUAAGUGACAUGAGUUUGGUAUUGUAAUUGCUUAGAAGUGUUAAUUCUUGUCAAUAAUGUUAUUUAGAGCAUUGUGGUAAGAGUAAUUUAAUAUUCUAGAGUUAUUCAUUGGUAUAAUAAUGCUACUUAGAGAGAUGUUUAAUACAUACUCACUGGGGAGUAAUACUGGGAGGAGCCUACGUUGCUCUCAGAACAGAUUCGGUUCUUCGUGGCAUGGAAUCUACAAUGUGUUGGAAAAUUCCUUUGAGGGUUCUGGUCUAUGGUGAUAUGAAGGCACAUUCAUGCAGAAACUAUCAUGUUCUACUACAUCCCAAAGGUGCUCUACUGGAUUCAGAUCUAGUGACUGUGUCAUGUUCAUGGAGCCAUUUUUAGAUGAUUUUAGAUGUGCUUUGAGACAGGGGACAUUAGCAUGCUGGAUGGGGCUCUUAUAAGAUGGUAAACUCUGGUCAUAAAAAGCAUGCACAUUGUCAGCAACAAUAUUCAGACAGGCUGUGCCAUUUAAAAUACACGAUUGGUAUAAAGGGGGCCGAUGUGUACCAGGAAAACAUUCCUCACACCAUUACACCACCACUACCACCACCAUUAGCCUGAACUGUUGAUCCAAGGCAGGUUGGGUCUGUGGAUUCAUGCUGAUGACCUACCUUAACCUUCUGCAGCAGAAAUCGAGCUUCAUCAAACCAAGCAAUGUUCAGUUGUCCAGUUUGGGUGAGCCUGUGCCUACAGAUUCAUGUUCUUGGCUGACAGAUGUGUGACCCUCCACUGGUCUUCUACUCUUGUAGCCCAUCCAUUUCAAGUUCAACAUGCUGUGCAUUCUGAGAUGCUUUUCUGCUCACCACGGUUGUAAAGAGUGGUUAUUUGAAUUCCCAUAACCUUCCUGUCAGUUCAAACCAAUCUGGCCAUUCUUCUCUUUCAUCAACAAAGUGUUUCUGCCCAACUGCUGUUCAGUUUUUUUUUUUUUGCACCAUUCUGUAUAAACUAUACACAGAAUAGACUAUCGUGCAUGAAAGUCGCAGGAAAUCAGCAGUUUUUGAAAUAAACCAAUCGUGUCUGGUACCAAUAAGCAUGCCACAGAUAAAUUUCCUCCUAUUCUGAUGUUUGAUAUGAACAAUAACUGAAUCUCCUGACUUGUAUCUGCAUGAUUUUAUGCAUCGUGCAUUGCUGCUGCCACAUAAUGGGCUAAUUGGAUAACUGCAUGAAUAAACAGGUGUACAGGUGUUCCUAAUGCAGUGGCCAGUGAGUGUAGACAGUAUUUCAUACAUAGGACCGUAUUCAGGUACGUAGUGAAUCUAGCAACUGCAUUUUGAUUCGAUUCAAAUAUUAUUUAUUUAAGACUAGUCUUAAACAAUAAUAUGUGUAUUACAGGCUUAUGAGGUAUAUUAUAGGUAUUUAUAAAUAGAAUUAUUGUGCAUAUUGUGAAUUUCAGUGUCUGAAAUCAUGUCUUUCUGUUUCUAUUGGUUUUAUUUUCUUUUAUAAAUAGCACCAAUUAUACAAAGUAUCAUUAAUGACGUUUUUAAAUAUGAUGUGCUGAAUUAGGGAGUGCUUUAACCUUGCCACAAGAGCUUAGUGACACGGAUUUUACAGCUUGCCCCAACACAGACAAUCGCAUUAGACAGAUUUUUUCAGAGGGUAGACACCCCAUGUGUGUGUGUGUAUGUAUGUGUGUGUGUGUUGACUGUUCUGAAGUAGGGUGACAUUAUUUUUAGGCACCGAACAGAUUAAAUCUAUGGCUUACAGCCUGAUUUGAUUAAAAUAUUUCCUAAUUAGCUGCAAUUUGUCUAAUUAUGUCUGCAUACAAGAUCAUAGGAUAUCAGAAUAUUAGAAAACAAGCGCUGUAUCAAAGUUUUUAAAGGACGUGUACAGGAUUUGGUAGCUUGUACACUUUGUUAGUGAAGAUUUCCUGUGGACUAUAUAAUGAUGUUCUAUGGAUAUUCGAACCAUUUGGAUUAUAUAGUCUCUAUAUUACGUUAUUGAUAUCUCUCAUUGUGUCACAUUCACACAGGUGGAGUUUAAUAAAGAAUAUCUCUUUA